This is a messenger RNA of Sorex araneus (European shrew), 3841 nucleotides long. RefSeq names its product cingulin like 1 (gene CGNL1). Bases 84 to 3389 code for a protein of 1101 amino acids. Lineage: Eukaryota; Metazoa; Chordata; Mammalia; Eulipotyphla; Soricidae. The transcript has 19 exons. Gene Ontology annotation, cellular component: myosin complex. The record is from RefSeq and is a predicted model, not a curated record.
GUGACCCCGCCUUGGCGGCGCGGCCCCGGGCACUCGGCCGGGCUCUGCGGGCGGCGGCGGGCGCGGGCGGCACGGCAGCGAGCAUGGAGCUGUACCUGGGCGAGUACCGGCACGUGCGGCGGGAGUGCGGCGUGCACCUGCGGCCGCUGAAGGCGGGCUCCUACGGGGUCAGCAUCCGCGUGCAGGGCAUCGACGGGCACCCCUACAUCGUGCUCAACAACGCCCGCCGCGCCUCCGAGCCUGCGCCCCCCGCGCCCGACGCGCCCCGCGAGGAGGGGCUGCCGCUCCCGGAGAACCCCUACGCCGACCCUCGCCCCGGCGGGCCCCCGGCGGAGCCCCCCGCCCCCGAGGGCAGCCCUGGCCCUCCGCGCCCCGGCCCCGAGGCGCCGGCGCCCGCGGCAGAGGUGCCCUCCGCCGCCCCCGAGGCGCGGUCCCCGGCGCGCCGGCCCCGGCCCGACGUGCUCCCGCUGCGGCGCCAGGACUCGGGGCCCGCGUCGGCCGGUGCCACGACGCCUGCGGCCAGCGCGCUCUACCGCUUCCUGCUGGACCAGCCCGGCCACGUCAACCGCCACGAGAACCGCAGGUACGUCCCCUUCCUGCCGGGCACCGGCCGCGACAUUGACACGGGCCCCAUCGGCGGCGUCGAGCAGCUCAUCGAGAGGUUCGAGCCCAGGCCUGGGCCGCGCAGGGGCCGCAGUGGCAAGCGGCCCCGCCUGGCCCCCGAGGACCGCCGGCGCGCGCGCAGCGUGGACAGUGCCUUCCCCUUCGGGCUGCGCGGCAGCGCCGAGUACCUGAGCGAGUUCACGCGCCACCUGGGCAAGUCCAGCGAGCACCUGCUGCGCCCGUCGCAGGUGUGCCCGCCGCGGCCGCAGGUGCCUGAGUACCGGGCCCGGCCCCGCGCGCCCACCACCGGGCCGCCUGGCCCGCGGGCCGCCCCGCCUGGCCCCACCGGAGACCCCCAGGAGGAGGACAUCAAGACAGCUACGGCCACUCUGCUGCUGCAGAACCGCGGACUCGCCACGGCCUCUGACUUGGGGGCCAAGAAGAUUUCGCUUAAGUCCUUCUCCACAGCCUCAAGCACUCAGGUCACACCGGAUCUAUUAAAAGGUCAGCAGGAACUCACUCAGCAGAGCAAUGAAGAGACGGCCAAACAGAUACUAUACAAUUACCUCAGAGAAGGAAGCUCUGACAAUGACGAUGCUACUAAAAGGAAAGUAAACUUGAUCUUUGAGAAAAUCCAGACUUUAAAGUCUCGUGCAUCAGAGAGCACGCAAGGGAAUCAUCAGGCUUCUAAUUCUUCAUCGGAAGUCAGAGAUUUAUUGGAGCUAAAGAACAGGCUGACCACAGAAGUGGGCGACCUUCAGCGGCAGCUUCAACUAGAAGCCAAGAAUCAGCAGAACCUCAAGGAAGAAAGAGAGAGAAUGAGAAUGAAUUUGGAAGAGCUUCAGACCCAGCACGCCAGCAAGGUGGAGGAGAACUUGGCCCUGCAGCAACGCCUGGAAGCAAGUGAGGCUGAACUUCGGAAGAACCUAGAGGAGCUGUUCCAGGUGAAGAUGGAGCGAGAGCAGCACCAGACGGAGAUCAGGGACCUGCAGGACCAGCUCUCAGAGAUGCACGACGAGCUGGACAGCGCCAAGCAGUCUGAAGACAGGGAGAAGGGGGCGCUGAUCGAGGAGCUCUUGGAAGCCAAGCACACCCUCCAGGACCUGCUGCUGGCCAGGGAGGAGCUGGAGGAGCUACUGCGGCGGCGGGAGCGGGAGUUGGUGGCCCUCAAGGGGGCCCUCAAGGCAGAGGUGUCCAGCCACGACCAGGAGAUGGACAAGCUGAAGGAGCAGUACGACGCGGAGCUGCAGGCCCUGCGCGAGAGCGUGGACGAGGCCACCAAGAAUGUCGAGGUCCUGGCCAGUCGCAGCAGCGCCUCGGAGCAGAGCCAGGCGGGGGCCGAGCAGUGCAUGCGGGCGCUGCAGGAGGAGAAUGAGAGGCUGCGGGAGGAUGUGGGCGCCCUGCAGAGCAGCAUGGACCAGCUGCGUGCACAGGCGCAGGACGCCGAGGCCCGAGAAGCCAAGAGCCGAGAGGUGCUCAAGGAACGGGAGGCCGAGGCGCGGCAGCUAGAGGAGGCCCUCACGCGCUCCAGGACAGAAGAGACGGAAGCCAGGUCUGCGCGCAGGGCGCUGGAGAGUGAGCUGGAAGAGGCUCAGAGAGAGCGGAGCUGGGCCGCCCAGGAGCAGAGGCAGCUGGCGGAGACGCUCCAGGCUGAGAUGGAGCAGAAGGAGCAGUUGCGGAGACUGAAGGAGGACAUGGAGAACGAGCGGUGGCACCUGGACAAGACCAUCGAGAAGCUGCAGAAGGAGAUGGCUGACAUCGUCGAGGCUUCCCGCACAUCCACUCUGGAGCUCCAGAAGCAGCUGGAUGAGUACAAGGAGAAACAUCGCAGGGAGCUCGCAGAGGCGCAGAGGGGGCUGAAGGAGAAGACCCUGGAGGCAGAGAAGUCGCGCCUAGCAGCCUGCAGGGCGCAGGAUGAGGUGCGGCUGCUGGGGGAGGAGCUCCGUGAUGCCCAGCGGGCCCGGGACGAAGCCCUGACAAAGCAGCAGCUUCUGGAGCAGGCACUGAGGGACCUGGAGUACGAGUUGGAGGCCAAGAGUCACUUGAAGGAUGACCGGUCCCGGCUUGUCAAGCAGAUGGAGGACAAGGUGUCGCAGCUGGAGCUGGAGCUGGAGGAGGAGAGAAGCAACGCGGAUUCAUUGUCUGAGAGGGUCACCCGGAGUAGGGACCAGGUGGAGCAGGUGAGGGGCGAGCUGCUUCAGGAGAGAGCUGCGAGGCAAGACCUGGAGUGCGACAAGAUCUCCCUGGAGCGACAGAAUAAGGACCUGAAGAGCCGUAUCAUCCACCUCGAAGGCUCAUACAGGUCCAGCAAAGAGGGCCUGGUGGUGCAGAUGGAGGCCCGGGUCGCAGAGCUGGAGGACCGCCUGGAGAGUGAGGAGAGGGAGCGGGCCAGCCUCCAGCUCAGCAACCGGCGCCUGGAGCGGAAGGUGAAGGAGCUGGUGAUGCAGGUGGACGACGAGCACCUGUCGCUGACAGACCAGAAGGACCAGCUCAGCUUGCGGCUGAGAGCCAUGAAGCGCCAGGUGGAAGAGGCUGAGGAGGAGAUCGACCGACUGGAGAGCGCCAAGAAGAAGCUGCAGCGGGAGCUGGAAGAGCAGCUGGAUGCGAAUGAGCAGCUCCAGGGGCAGCUCAACACGCUGAAGAAGGACCUGAGGCUCAAGAAGCUGCCGAGCAAAGUGUUGGAGGACUCGGACGAUGACGACGACCUGAGCACCGAUGGGGGCAGCGUGUUCGAGGCCCCCCUGGGCUACGGCCUCCCCCGGGACAGUGCGGCCAGCCAGCUAUGAGUGGGCACAGGCUGCCCCCCCCCCCCUGAGUGCAGGCUGGACACAGAGGCCUGACCCCCCAGAACUGCCCCUGGCCCAGGUGUCCCCACACCUGCUCUCCCAGUAGUGCCACAGUGGAGAUGCGGCCUGCAGGGCUGGGGCUGGCCUCAGGCCUCCAGUAGGGGAACACGUCCAGCUUGCCCCUGUGCCAUCCGCAUGUCCUGGACCCCGCCCUGCCCCGCUAUGCCAGUGACUGUCACUGACCACCCGUGGGAGGGCAGCAGAGUCCAACAAGACCGACCGAGGCCUGGGGGGUCUUGCACAGCUCACACCGUCACUCCGUUAUUGCAUCUCACUGCGGGGGCCACUGGGUUUGCCGGAGGGGCCGGAGGGGUGGGGCUGGGUGCAGCAUGGCCCGUGCGCUCCAGGGCACAGGUCAGGGCUGUGUCCAGAGUGGUGAUCUCUGAACUGGC